Messenger RNA from Suncus etruscus (white-toothed pygmy shrew), 1884 nucleotides. Its product is annotated as A-kinase anchor protein 10, mitochondrial-like. Gene Ontology annotation, cellular component: plasma membrane. Gene Ontology annotation, biological process: intracellular protein localization. Lineage: Eukaryota; Metazoa; Chordata; Mammalia; Eulipotyphla; Soricidae. The transcript has a single exon. Gene Ontology annotation, molecular function: protein kinase A binding. The record is from RefSeq and is a predicted model, not a curated record. The coding region runs from base 1 to 1239 and encodes 412 amino acids.
AUGAGGGGAGCCGGGCCCUCCCCGCAACAGUCCCCCCGCGCCCUCCGCCCCGACCCGGGCCCCACCAUGUCCUUCUUCCGGCGGAAAGUGAAAGGCAAAGAACAAGAAAAGACCUUAGAUGUUAAGUCAAUUAAAGGUAUAGAGCAAGAUGCAGUGAAUACUUUUACCAAAUAUAUAUCUCCAGAUGCUGCUAAACCAAUACCAAUUACUGAAGCAAUGAGAAAUGAUAUCAUAGCAAAGAUUUGUGGAGAAGAUGGGCAGGUGGAUCCCAAUUGUUUUGUUUUGGCACAAUCCAUUGUCUUUAGUGCAAUGGAACAAGAGCACUUUAGUGAGUUUCUGCGAAGUCACCAUUUCUGUAAAUACCAGAUUGAAGUACUGACCAGUGGGACUGUUUACCUGGCUGACAUUCUCUUCUGUGAGUCAGCCCUCUUUUAUUUCUCUGAGUACAUGGAAAAAGAGGAUGCUGUGAAUAUCCUACAGUUCUGGUUGGCAGCAGAUAAUUUCCAGUCUCAACUUGCUGCCAAAAAGGGCCAGUAUGACGGACAGGAAGCACAGAAUGAUGCCAUGAUUUUAUAUGACAAGUACUUCUCCCUCCAAGCCACACAUCCACUUGGAUUUGAUGAUGUUGUUCGAUUAGAAAUUGAAUCCAAUAUCUGCAGGGAAGGUGGGCCACUCCCCAACUGUUUUACAACUCCAUUACGUCAGGCUUGGACAACCAUGGAAAAGGUCUUUUUACCUGGCUUUUUGUCCAGCAAUCUUUAUUAUAAAUACUUGAAUGAUCUCAUUCAUUCUGUUCGAGGAGAUGAAUUUCUGGGAGGAAAUGUUUCGGUGGCAGCCCAUGGCCCUCCUGAAGACACUCACCCAGGUGGUUCCGACAGUUCGUCUUCUCAGUCCAGUAUGAAGAAAGCCAGUGUUAAAAUUCUGAAAAAUUUUGAUGAAGCGAUAAUUGUGGAUGCUGCAAGUCUGGAUCCAGAGUCUCUGUAUCAGAGAACAUAUGCAGGGAAGAUGAGCUUUGGGAGAGUCAGUGAUUUAGGUCAAUUCAUUCGAGAAUCUGAGCCUGAACCUGAUGUGAAGAAAUCAAAAGGAUCCAUGUUCUCACAAGCUAUGAAGAAAUGGGUGCAAGGCAAUACCGAUGAGGCCCAAGAAGAACUCGCUUGGAAGAUUGCUAAAAUGAUCGUCAGUGAUGUUAUGCAGCAGGCACAACAUGAUCAACCAUCAGAGAAGUCAACAAAGCUAUGACUCAAGACCUGACGUAAAGAAAAUCUACUUUUAAAAAUAAGAGAACUUUUUUCCUUUGGUUGGAAACUUCAGAACAGCCAACAAGCACUGUAAUUCUUUUCACUGAUAUAUCACUGCUCCCAAGAAAGAAUGGCAGACAAUCCUAGACUUCCACCGUAAGCAGAGUGACAUGUAGACAUAAUUGCUGCAUAUGUUCACACAAUGAAAGUCAUGCAGAGACAAAGUGGCAUUGUUUACAUUAUUAGAGAUUUAAUCAUUUUCCAAUGGCAAUAACCCAUUUGUGAGAGUGUUUUAGUCCACUGGAAUAGACAGGGACCACAGACUGGAAGGCAGGUUAACAUAUGGUUGAUAUUUAAUGCACAUUCUGUAGCUAUAACCCACCCCUAACAUUGUAAUUAAACAGAUGCCAGAGGUGCUUUGCUUUGACUCUUAAAACAGCUGAGUCAGCUCCUCUGAGAACCAGGCAGCUAGAUGUGGCUAUGUGGUGCUAGCUGGUGUUUUGUUUUGUUUUGUUUGGGUCAAGAAAAGGCUACUUGCAGUUCACCUUAACAGACAUUAAUAUGGAAGAUAGCUAACAGAUCACAGAUCAGUAUCAUGAUAUUGUCCUUCCCUUUGGCAACAGUAUAGUUUUCAUACUUAAACUUC